AUGUGUGGCCGCGCGAUUGCGCCGCAGGCGGCGAAGCGGGCGGGGACUGCGAUCACCGUGAACUUCACGGUCGAGCUGCCCGAUGAGCUGCAGGACAGCGAUAUGGGCGCGAGGCAGAGCAGCAUCCAGGUGCCCCAGAGCGCUGACGUGGCGCAGCUGAAGCGGCACUUCAUGUACAUAACGUCUGACAGGCUUGUGCCGGGGCUGCAGGUGUGA
Monoraphidium neglectum is the source of this 216-nucleotide messenger RNA. RefSeq lists its product as hypothetical. Bases 1 to 216 code for a protein of 71 amino acids. The record is from RefSeq and is a predicted model, not a curated record. NCBI's taxonomy places the organism in Eukaryota, Viridiplantae, Chlorophyta, Chlorophyceae, Sphaeropleales, Selenastraceae. The transcript has 2 exons.